Didymodactylos carnosus is the source of this 1783-nucleotide messenger RNA. The record is from the annotation of a GenBank genome assembly. NCBI's taxonomy places the organism in Eukaryota, Metazoa, Rotifera, Eurotatoria, Philodinida, Philodinidae.
AAAUCCGGCUUCGAAAAGUUUUCCAAAAAUCGAUUUUGCUUGUAAAAAGAUCACCUCAAGUCUUGGCUAUCGAAUGGCAAAAAUCAAAAGCCUCUAUCUUUAUUUGGUGCUGAGUUAUUCAAAAAAUAAUCACUACUCUUGUAUUUUGACUGCGAUAGUAGUUACUCAGCUUCAAAAUUCAACAAUAUUUAUUCGAACUGCAAAGUGGAAACCUUAGUGUUUAAAACACUAUCGGAUUUAAUCAUAAAAGAAAUAAACAACAACAGCAAUAGAGUGUGAGAAGAUUAGUGAGCGUUUUAAGAUGUAACAGCUAGUAAUAAAAAAGUGAGUUUGUAAUGAUCGUUUCAUCAUGAUUGUUGAAGGCAGCCAAUUGGUUAAUUUAGACUAGAAGAUACUGUUUCUUUAUCGAUAAAUGGUUAGUUAUUUAAUCAUUUUUCAUGACUUCACAUAACAAGUGGACACUAAAACGACGCUUUGCAUAGAUAGUUCAUACUGUAAGUCCCUCAAUAUUUCAGUCUGAAUCAAACCGAGUGACAUAGCAAUAAGUUCAGCGACACCUCAAACAUUAUGUCCUCAGUUACAAUUAUGUCAAGAAAUUGUUGAUAGCUUAAAAUGGCCUCUCAACUAUUUUAAUACAAACCACAAUCGUUGUUACUGCAAGAACUGUUAUACGAAUAAUUCCGAAAACUGUAAAAUUGUUGGUGGACAUAAAUAUGUUAUACCUCGAGGAUGGAUUCGAUUUGGUUUAAAAGUCAAUAGACAAUUUGCAACAAGUAACAAUAUAUGGAAUGAAUGGUCUACUUCAUUUCAUGGUACAUCUGUUAGUAUGGCUAAAUCAUCAUAUGAAAAAAAUCGUUUAACAGAAAAAGAUCAAUUUUAUUCAUCACCCACUAUAAAAUAUUCUGAAAAAUUCUCUUCUAAAACAAUAUUCACGUCAUCUAAUAAUAAACAAUAUCGUAUCAAACUUGUUUUCGAAUGUAAACAAAAACCAGAUACAUUUCAAAUACAAAAAGAAACAGUCGGUUCUACCACUAAACGAAUAUGUGCCCAUAUACCAAAUAAUGAAAUCAAAUGGUACUCAGAUACAUUAUCAUCAGUUGUCAUUUGUGGAUUGUUAGUUCACAUGAACGCUAUUACAGAUAAAUGUUCAUAUUCAUUAUUAUGUGAACAAUUCAUUGAUAGUUUAAAAUGGGAACAGGAAUUAUUUAAUAAAGACUAUAAUAAAUGUUAUUGUAAUAAAUGUUAUCUAGAUACUUGGCUAAGGACAUAUACAGUUGGUGAACUUAAAUGUGUCCUUCCACGUGGAUGGAUGAGAUUUGGUGUUCGAAUAGAUGAAACAUUUGUUAGAAUUCACGAUAUAUGGAAGAAUUGGGCUAAUACAUAUCAUGGUACAUCAGUGACAGCAGCUAAAUCAAUAUUAGUUCAUAGACAAUUUCUAUUACCAGGAGAUACAUUAUUAGAUGGGAGAAAACUAGAAAUACAUCGUGAACAUAUUCCGGGCAUGAAUCACUUUUAUACAUCCCCAACAAUUAAAUAUUCUAGUUUAUCUACAUAUUGUCCUAAAAUACAAUUUACAUCGGCAAAUGGUGAAAAGUAUGAUGUUCGAGUCGUAUUACAAUGUAAACAAAAGCCAGGGACAUUCAAAAUUCAACGUGAAACAGUUGGUUAUGGUACAACGCCAAUAUGUGAAUAUAUUUCAAAUGAAGAAAUUGAAUGGUAUUCAGAAUCGAGAGCAUCAAUUAUAGUAUUUGGUGUAUUAGUUCAUAUCGAAAAAAUUGUAUGA